Chelmon rostratus (copperband butterflyfish) is the source of this 5692-nucleotide messenger RNA. It is a transcript of the gene smarca4a, whose product is annotated as SWI/SNF related, matrix associated, actin dependent regulator of chromatin, subfamily a, member 4a. Gene Ontology annotation, cellular component: nucleus. The record is from RefSeq and is a predicted model, not a curated record. Gene Ontology annotation, molecular function: DNA binding; ATP-dependent chromatin remodeler activity; ATP binding. The transcript has 34 exons. Gene Ontology annotation, biological process: positive regulation of transcription by RNA polymerase II. The coding region runs from base 151 to 5049 and encodes 1632 amino acids. Lineage: Eukaryota; Metazoa; Chordata; Actinopteri; Chaetodontiformes; Chaetodontidae.
GUGAAGGAAAAAAACCAACUGGGUAGGUCGGUCUUUGUUUCUGGCUAGGAGGAAAACCAAGAGACGCUGCAACCGGUGAGGAUUCAAACAUCACCUUUCACCACUUGUGGGUACUUUCCGCUUCCACACAUUCCCAGUUUCCCCUGAGAGAUGUCCACCCCUGACCCCCCAAUGGGAGGGACGCCUCGGCCCGGACCCUCCCCGGGCCCAGGGCCAUCUCCAGGAGGUAUGAUGGGACCCAGCCCAGGCCCCUCUCCAGGCUCAGCCCACAGCAUGAUGGGGCCCAGCCCAGGUCCUCCUGGAUCUGGACACCCCCACCCUCCACAGGGACCCUCAGGAUAUCCCCAGGACAACAUGCACCAGAUGCAUAAACCCAUGGAAGCCAUGCAUGAUAAGGGAAUGCCCGAUGACCCCCGCUAUAGCCAGAUGAAGGGCAUGGGCAUGAGACCAGGGGGGCACAGUGGGAUGGGACCUCCUCCAAGCCCAAUGGACCAACAUUCUCAAGGUUACCCCUCUCCAUUAGGAGGCUCGGAGCAUGCCCCUAGCCCCGUCCCCGCCAAUGGGCCUCCCUCUGGCCCCAUGAUGCCCGGAGGUCCCUCUGGCCCCGGUGCUGGCCCUAUGGAGGGCAGUGGGGACCCUAACCAGGGAAUGGGUCAGCCUAACCGUGGGGGUCCCCAGGGUCCAGGCGGACCCGGUGGUGCAGGAGGUGGACCAGGUGGUGCAGGUGGACCCACUCCUUUCAGCCAGAACCAGUUGCACCAACUCAGGGCUCAGAUUAUGGCCUACAAGAUGCUGGCACGCAGUCAGCCCUUACCAGAGCACCUGCAGAUGGCCGUGCAGGGGAAGAGGCCCAUGCCAGGGAUGCAGCAACAGCCGAUGCCCAACAUUCCACCUGGAGGAACAGGACUUGUAGGUGGGCCUGGGGCUGGUCCGGGACCAGCUCAGGCCAACUACAACAGACCACACGGUAUGGUAGGUCCCAAUAUGGCACCUCCAGGGCCUGCAGGAGUUCCCCCAGGUAUGCAAGGACAGCCUACCAAUGGACCUCCUAAAUCAUGGCCUGAAGGACCAAUGGUGAAUGCAGCUGCACCAUCCAACCCUCCUCAGAAGCUGAUUCCACCACAACCCACUGGCAGACCCUCUCCAGCUCCUCCUUCUGUGCCCCCCGCUGCCUCCCCGGUAAUGCCCCCUCAGACACAGUCUCCAGGACACCCGGCCCAGCCCCCUCCCAUGAUGCUUCACCAAAAGCAGAACCGCAUAACCCCCAUCCAAAAACCUCGCGGGCUGGACCCAGUGGAGAUCCUCCAGGAGAGAGAGUACAGACUACAGGCUCGUAUUGCUCAUCGUAUCCAGGAGCUGGAGAACCUGCCUGGCUCUCUAGCUGGUGACCUGCGCACCAAGGCCACCAUUGAGCUCAAGGCCCUGAGGCUGCUUAACUUCCAGAGACAGCUGCGUCAGGAGGUGGUGGUUUGCAUGCGUCGUGACACUGCUUUGGAAACUGCCCUCAACGCUAAGGCCUACAAGCGCAGCAAACGUCAGUCUCUGCGCGAGGCCCGCAUCACUGAGAAGCUCGAGAAACAGCAGAAGAUUGAACAGGAGCGCAAACGUCGGCAGAAACACCAGGAAUACCUCAACAGCAUCCUGCAGCAUGCCAAGGACUUCAAGGAGUACCACCGCUCCAUCACCGCCAAGAUCCAGAAGGCCACCAAAGCUGUCGCCACUUAUCAUGCCAACACUGAGCGCGAGCAGAAGAAAGAGAACGAGCGCAUUGAAAAGGAGAGAAUGCGGAGGCUGAUGGCUGAAGAUGAGGAAGGCUACCGUAAACUCAUCGACCAAAAGAAAGACAAGCGUCUGGCCUACCUGCUCCAGCAGACGGACGAGUACGUGGCCAACCUCACUGAGCUGGUGCGCGCCCACAAGGCCGUACAAGCUCUCAAAGAGAAGAAAAAGAAGAAGAAAAAGAAGAAGCCAGAGCCUGUGGAGGGUGGUGCUGCUGCUCUGGGGCCUGAUGGAGAGCCUUUAGAUGAGACCAGUCAAAUGAGUGACCUUCCGGUGAAGGUCAUCCACGUGGACAGUGGAAAGAUCCUGACUGGGGUGGAGGCCCCUAAGGCUGGCCAGCUGGAGGCCUGGCUUGAAAUGAACCCAGGAUACGAAGUGGCGCCGCGCUCUGACAGUGAAGACAGUGGUUCAGAAGAUGAGGAGGAGGAGGAGGAGGAGGAUGACGAGGAGCAGCCUCACCCCUCUUCAGCUCAAACAGAGGAGAAGAAGAAGAUCCCUGACCCUGACAGUGAAGACGUAUCUGAAGUGGAUGUCCGGCACAUCAUCGAACACGCCAAGCAGGAUGUAGAUGAUGAGUACGGCAAUGCAAGUUUCAACCGAGGCCUGCAGUCCUACUACGCUGUGGCUCAUGCUGUCACUGAGAAAGUGGAUAAACAGUCCACACUGCUGGUCAAUGGGCAGCUCAAGCAAUACCAGAUCAAAGGUUUGGAGUGGCUGGUGUCGCUUUACAACAACAACUUGAAUGGCAUCCUGGCUGAUGAGAUGGGUCUAGGAAAAACGAUCCAGACCAUCGCCCUCAUCACUUACCUCAUGGAGUACAAGCGCCUCAACGGGCCCUUCCUCAUCAUCGUACCUCUCUCAACUCUGUCAAACUGGGUGUAUGAGUUUGAUAAGUGGGCGCCAUCUGUUGUGAAAGUCUCUUACAAGGGCUCUCCAGCUGCUCGUCGUGCAUUUGUUCCCAUCUUGCGCAGCGGAAAGUUCAACGUGCUUCUCACCACUUAUGAGUACAUUAUUAAAGAUAAGCAAGUGCUGGCAAAGCUCCGUUGGAAGUACAUGAUUGUGGACGAGGGCCAUCGUAUGAAGAACCACCACUGUAAGCUGACCCAGGUCUUGAACACGCACUACUUGGCCCCGCGACGUCUGCUGCUCACAGGCACCCCGCUGCAGAACAAGCUGCCUGAGCUCUGGGCUUUGCUCAACUUCCUCCUGCCCACCAUUUUCAAGAGCUGCAGUACAUUCGAACAGUGGUUCAACGCCCCCUUCGCCAUGACUGGAGAGAAAGUCGACCUGAACGAAGAAGAGACCAUCCUGAUCAUUCGACGUUUACACAAGGUGCUCAGGCCUUUCUUGCUGCGCCGACUCAAGAAAGAAGUCGAGGCCCAGCUGCCUGAGAAGGUGGAGUACGUGAUAAAGUGCGACAUGUCGGCCCUACAGAGAGUUUUGUACAGACACAUGCAGGCCAAGGGAGUCUUGCUCACAGAUGGGUCAGAAAAAGACAAGAAGGGUAAAGGUGGCACGAAGACCCUGAUGAACACUAUCAUGCAACUGAGGAAGAUUUGUAACCACCCCUACAUGUUCCAGCACAUUGAGGAGUCUUUCUCCGAGCAUCUUGGUUAUUCUGGUGGAAUCGUGAGCGGCCCUGACCUGUACCGCUCCUCUGGGAAGUUUGAGCUGCUGGAUCGUAUCCUGCCCAAGCUGAGGGCCACCAACCACAAAGUGCUGCUCUUCUGUCAAAUGACCUCACUCAUGACCAUCAUGGAGGACUACUUUGCCUACCGUAACUUCAAGUACCUGCGUCUGGAUGGAACGACCAAGGCAGAGGACCGUGGCAUGCUGCUGAAGACUUUCAAUGACCCGGCCUCUGAGUACUUUGUAUUCCUGCUCAGCACCAGGGCAGGAGGUUUGGGCCUCAACCUGCAGUCUGCUGACACAGUCAUCAUCUUUGACAGUGACUGGAACCCACAUCAGGACUUGCAGGCCCAGGACAGAGCCCAUCGUAUCGGGCAGCAGAACGAGGUGCGCGUGCUCCGCCUCUGCACCGUCAACAGCGUGGAGGAAAAGAUCCUGGCGGCGGCCAAGUACAAACUGAACGUGGACCAGAAGGUCAUCCAGGCCGGCAUGUUCGACCAGAAGUCUUCAGGCUAUGAACGUCGGGCCUUCUUACAGGCCAUUCUGGAGCACGAGGAGCAGGACGAGGAGGAAGACGAAGUGCCUGAUGAUGAGACUGUCAAUCAGAUGAUUGCCAGAAGUGAAGAGGAGUUUGAACAGUUCAUGCGCAUGGAUCUAGACCGACGCCGCGAGGAGGCCCGCAACCCCAAGAGGAAACCUCGUCUGAUGGAGGAGGACGAUAUGCCCAGCUGGAUUUUGAAAGACGACGCUGAGGUUGAGAGGCUAACUUGUGAAGAGGAGGAGGAGAAGAUGUUUGGCAGAGGAUCCCGCCAACGUAAGGAAGUGGACUACAGUGACUCGCUCACUGAGAAGCAGUGGCUCAAGGCCAUAGAGGAGGGAAACCUAGAGGACAUCGAAGAGGAAGUGCGUCACAAGAAGACGACCAGAAAGCGCAAGAGAGACCGUGACCAUGACGGCGGCCCGGCCACACCCAGUUCCAGCAGCGGGCGAGGGCGGGAGAAGGACGAGGAGGUGAAGAAGGCGAAGAAACGUGGCCGCCCGCCUGCCGAGAAGCUCUCGCCCAACCCACUUUCCCUCACUAAGAAGAUGAAGAAGAUCGUUGACGCUGUCAUUAAAUAUAAGGAUGGUAAUGGUCGACAGCUGAGCGAAGUCUUCAUCCAGCUGCCAUCGCGCAAGGAGCUGCCCGAAUACUAUGAGCUCAUCCGCAAGCCAGUGGACUUCAGAAAGAUCAAGGAGAGGAUCCGGAGCCAUAAGUACCGCAGCCUGAACGACCUGGAGAAGGAUGUGAUGCUGCUGUGUCAGAACGCCCAGACGUUCAACCUGGAGGGGUCUCUGAUCUAUGAGGACUCCAUCGUGCUGCAGUCUGUCUUCACCAGUGUGAGGCAGAAGAUCGAGAAGGAGGACGAGAGUGAAGGAGAGGAAAGCGAGGAGGAGGAGGAGGAGCCCGACGAAGGCUCAGAGUCUGAAUCUCGCUCGGUGAAGGUGAAGAUUAAGCUGAGCCGGAAGGAAAAAGGGGAGCGAGGAGGGAAAGGACAACGACGGAGGGGCCGUGGUGCCCGAGCUAAACCUGUGGUGAGCGACGAUGACAGCGAGGAGGAACAGGAAGAGGAGCGUUCGGCCAGUGGCAGUGAGGAGGACUGAAGUGAACCACUUGUGAUUGGACCAACGGCCCACUGAGCCCCUCGACUGGACUUUAUAUAUUUUACUUAGAUACAGCAGGGAGAUGGUGGGAAAGGACUAGUUUUACCUAGACGAGCUGAUUUUUAGUGAGACAAUUGUAUUCUCAUUAAAGUAUACCAUUAAAUAAAAACCAAUGAAAAAAACUAAAAUAUGAAAGAUAUGAACCAUUCACUUCCAUAUUUAAACCAUUUUUCCCCAGUAUGAAUAGUAGUGUGUCUCUUUGCCUUCUUUUUGUUUUCUCCUGUAAAUGGAAAAUGGAGGGUCUGACUUGUAGACUGAUCGCGGGCCAUAAAGACAGCUGUUUUUUUAAGUGGUAUGAAUUUUGUCGUCUUUUACUUUGAGACAAAGCGUACACGUGAACCAGGAGUCACUGUUCCCUGAAGUCCCUUUUUGAAUGCAUGUCGUGCGUGUCUGUGGAAAUGCACCUGGAUGUGUCUUCACUAUUAUCUCUGUGUUUAAUUUAAGACUACAAGCGGGAGCACGGUACAUCCCACCCUGCAGCCCCUCCCUCUCAGGUUGUGUAUGUAAUGGGGGAGGGAGGGAUAGGACCAUUUUCUCGUGUCGGUGUCACUGGAUUCCAAAAAGUACAAUAAAGGCAUCUCAU